AUGGAGCAGGAUGGCAAUGUGCGCAGCGGCGAAGACAUCCUCGCCGCGCUACGUCAACUCCGCCGCGACCCGGCGCUGCAACAGCACCUGCUCCACAGUCCAGCGGGCCCCUCUGCCGCUGCUGAGAGAGCCGGAGCGGUGGUGUCAGCACGAGAGCAGAGCAGAGAAUCCCUCGUGGCGUUUCAGGCCCGCUGGAGCCGCGAGGAAGAAGAGCGGUUACAGCAGUCGCUGAAAGCGCAGCGGGCGUUUCAGCAGGCGAUGCAGUCAAUUGCGGCAUACAGCAGCCACAACGCUCCCAAUGCUGCUGAGGCUGCAGCCGCUGAACGUGAGCCACCGUCUAUAGAGCCCUCCGCUGGCCACGUGAAGGCGGGCGCCGCUCCGUUGAGCGUCAUGGAGGAGGUGGCAACGAUGCAGGAGAAGCUACAGCUUCGGGAUCGCACCAUCCAACGGCUGCAGAGGGACCUCGAUGAGACACGUGCCAUGUAUGAGGUGGAGAUUGCUCGCAUGCGAGAGGCACACGCACAGUCGAGCCGCGAGGCGGAGCGGGAGCUCGCAGAGAUGAAAGAGCUGCUGACACGCCUCACGCUUGCGCAGGGCUCGCGCGCCGACGCUCAGGCGGAGCCGAGUGGCUUUUUGGACGUGAUCGAGUUCAAGGAGCGAAUGCUGCAGGAGUUGCACGACGCCUUUGAGAAUGCGUCACAGGCGUGGAAGAGCGGCGCAGUGCGCACCGUGACGGGCAUGCGCGUGACGGCAGAACAGGAGAUUGGCGGCAUUGUCGCCCGCGCCGAGGCCCUUCUCCAGCAGCUGCAGGAAGGCCUCAGCAUGCUGGAGGCAAUGCCCCCUGUUGACGCCACCACCACGUCCCUCUCUGCGGCAGCGGCGGGGCGGCUGCUGCAGGAGGAAUCCGCGUUUAUGUCGUCGUACGAGGCCAAACUCCGCGAGCAGGUGCGCGCUGCCGUGAAGAGUGCGGUCCGCGCCCGCGUGAAGGACGUCGCUCGGCCGCUGGUGGAGCACGAGCUUGCCGAGCACCGCGAGCGAUACACGCAGCGGUGCGCGAGUCCAUCCAGUCCAUCCCCUGCAGUUGCAGCGGCAGAGGUGGCAGCCAGCGCGGCAAAGACAGCUGCUGCUGCAUCACCGCCUCCAUCAUCGUCGUCGUCGCCCGCGGUGGCGCGCUACGACGAGGCAAUGGCGCUCUUCCAGCAAGUUGCGGCACCGCGUCGUGAGCCGCGGACGCCCUCGCAGCGGCCCCGUGAGGUCUCUGCAGGCGGAGUUGCUGCUGCGCUGCUCGAGGAGUUGUCGAGUGGCGCUGCGGUACAGCACUGCAGCGGCUCCGAUGGCCCCGUCCGGCCGCCGUGGCUGGAUCGCUACUGCUACUAG
Trypanosoma grayi is the source of this 1377-nucleotide messenger RNA. RefSeq lists its product as hypothetical. The transcript has a single exon. Lineage: Eukaryota; Euglenozoa; Kinetoplastea; Trypanosomatida; Trypanosomatidae. The record is from RefSeq and is a predicted model, not a curated record. The coding region runs from base 1 to 1377 and encodes 458 amino acids.